Scheffersomyces coipomensis is the source of this 1992-nucleotide messenger RNA. It is a transcript of the gene DSL1, whose product is annotated as Dsl1p. The transcript has a single exon. NCBI's taxonomy places the organism in Eukaryota, Fungi, Ascomycota, Pichiomycetes, Serinales, Debaryomycetaceae. Bases 1 to 1992 code for a protein of 663 amino acids. The record is from RefSeq and is a predicted model, not a curated record.
AUGUCAUUAUCUAUAGAGAGUCUACUAGAGGAAAACCAACUUGAAUUGGAAUCCAUAGAUACUGAAUUAAACAAUUCAUUCAUUACUAUUUCCAAACAUUCAUUAUUAGCAGAUAAACAAUUAGUUCAAAACUUUAUGAAUAAAGUUGAUCAUGAAAAUAGUACUAGUAUUCCUGUCAGUUUAUCCCAAUUGAAUCAACAAUAUGAAGAGAUAGAAUCCAACUUACAUGAUUUACAUCAACUUCAAUUCCAUUAUAAUCAAUAUCAAGAUAUAAAUUCAUUGAUUUUGAAAAGUUCCCAAUUGAAUAUUCUUGAUUUCCAUCAUUUAUUCACAUUAUUCGAUAAAUAUCAUAAACAACCCCAACCAUCAGAAGAAGAUGUCAUACUUAUCUAUAAAGUGAUUCAUAAAUCGAUCGAUCAAUUGUAUGAGAGGUUUGUUCAAAUUUUAAAUGAUUAUUUAUUAUCAUUUAUACCGAAUGAAUUUAAUAUUGAGAAUAUUAAUGGAUUACAUGAAUUUAAUAAAUUGUUGGUGAAUAAUCAUAUUAAAUUAGAUAAUUAUACCACAUAUAGGAAUAAAUGGGAUCAAUUGAUUGAAAGUGUAUUAUCCCUGAAAUCAAAUCAUGAAGUUGAAUUAAUUGAUGAGAAUCUAGAUAUAGAUUUCAUAUCGAUCAAAGUAACAUCAGGAUCAUCAUCAGGUAACUUUAUCAAAUCAAUUUCAAAUGUGAUGACGUUUAUAAAUUAUAUCAAUAAUGAAUCCAUCAAACAAUAUCUUAAUUCUAAAAUCAAUAAAUUAUUAAUCAACAAAAUAGCGAUAAACAUCAAUAAUAUCGUUAAUGAUGAGAUGUUAUUGUCAGGUUUGAAUGAAUUAAUUGCAUUGAAUAAAAGUUCAUCGGGUUGGAAUAUCUUUAUAGGAGCAUUCAAUGAUCCUCAAGCUAAUCUUCAACAGAAUUUAACUAAGUUGUAUAAUGAUUGGUUGAUUGAUCAAUAUAUAGAUAAAUUAAGACAUGUAUUUAAAGAUCAUCAUUUAAUAAGUCUGUUGGAGAGUGUCCCUGAAAGUGGAAGUGAACCUACCACAAGUAGUACUAAAACUGAUGAUGAUGGAUGGAACGAUGAUGGCUGGAAUAAUGAUGAUGAUGAUGAUGGAUGGGACGAUGAAGAUGUGUUAAAAGAUGAACCUAAGGAGGAGAGUACUAAUACUUUUAAAAUAUCAAAGUUAAGUCAACAAGUGAUUCAAUUGAUUAAACAAUUUCAAAAUGAUUCUUCAAAUUCAGAUAUAAAAUAUUUAAUCACUACGAUUAAAUCAUUAUCAUUAAUCAAAUAUCAAUCAAUUGAUAAAUCAUUAUUAAUCUAUAAUGAUUUGAAAUAUAUUAGUCAACAAUUAAACUCAACUGAAUUAGAUUCAUUCAUUGAAUCAGUAUGGAAUAAGAAUUUAUUAGAUAUCUAUGAACGAUUAAGAUUAUUAUUACUUUCAUUGAUUUUAGGGACAGGAGGUGAUUUAGAACUUGAACCAAUACAAGAUGAAGGUGAACUUGAUGAUGAAAGUCUUCAAAAAUUAAGUUCAAUCUAUGGAAUUUUCAAUAAUCAUUUCAAUGAUAGUGAUUAUCAACAUAUAAACCCAAUCAAGACUGAUUCAUUAAUGAUUGAGAUUAUUCAAUUCAUCAAUGAUUAUUUAAUCUUGAUGGUGUUGUCCUUAGAAGAUAUUGGAGAAUUUCAAUCGAUUAAAAUCAGUCAUAUUAUUGAUUCGAUUAAUAAUAUUACCAUCCCAUUUUUAAAACCGUCUCAAAAGGAUGAGAUUAAAUCAUAUAAUCGAUUACAAAAUUUCAAAUUCCUUAUUAAGAAUCAUUUAAAGGAUAUCCUUGAUCGAUUUAAUGAAGGUGAAUUCUUUGAUUUAUCAACUGAUGAAUUAAUCAUUAUGAUAAAGAAAUUAUUCAUGCAAAGUAAAUUAAGAGAUGAUUGUAUUAAUGAGAUCAUUGAAUUCAGAAAUCUUACAUAG